Messenger RNA from Heteronotia binoei (common prickly gecko), 2128 nucleotides. Its product is annotated as solute carrier family 2, facilitated glucose transporter member 11-like. The coding region runs from base 291 to 1796 and encodes 501 amino acids. The record is from RefSeq and is a predicted model, not a curated record. Gene Ontology annotation, molecular function: hexose transmembrane transporter activity. The transcript has 12 exons. Lineage: Eukaryota; Metazoa; Chordata; Lepidosauria; Squamata; Gekkonidae. Gene Ontology annotation, cellular component: membrane. Gene Ontology annotation, biological process: monosaccharide transmembrane transport.
AGUAACCUGAUGAAGCGUUACUCAGCUUUCUGCACAAAGUCAGGUAUUAAUAUGAUGCCCACUGUUGAGAGAUGUCCUCGUGAUGACUCAGGGUUGACUCCUCUGCUUUUUGAAAUCGUUAACCCAAGAGAAUUCACCUCCAGCUGUUUCCCAAUGAGGCUGUAAUGCAGUGAAUCCAAGAAGUCAAAUUUCAACUCCAGUUCCUGCUUUUGAACUAGAAAGGACCAAAGAGCUUCCAUCAGACAUCCAUCUUCCACUAUCUGGAGCUCAGGCAGGAUUUUUCAAAGAAAAUGGCAACCAGCUUCCUCUCAGAUCUGGUACAGUACCAGCGACUGUUCCAAAUUAUCAUUGUGUUAGGAGUGGGUGGAAACUUCCUUAUUGGCUUCCAGGUUUCUGUGAUCUCCUAUCCUUCUGAGUAUAUCAAGAAAUUUAUCAAUGCAACCUGGGUAGAACGAUAUGACUCUCCUCUUCACCAAAAAACACUCUCCCUGCUCUGGUCCGUGGUUGUGUCUGUCUACUGUGUGGGAGGUUUGUUGGGCUGUCUGUGGAGUGGACCUCUAGCAAUGAGAUAUGGAAAAAAGAGAAGCUUCAUGAUCAUUGAUGUCAUCAUAAUUGUAGCUGCCUUGCUCAUAGGCUGCAGUAGGAUGGCUAGGUCUUAUGAAAUGAUUCUGAUUGGACGCUUCCUUUAUGGCAUCACUGCAGGUGUCUCCCUGAACAUUCAUGGACAGUACAUUGGAGAAGUGUCACCCAAGAAGCUGAGAGGCUUUGCAAACACCACAUCAUCUGCAUUUUUUGCACUAGGAAAAGCCUUCGGGCAAUUGAUGGGCUUAAGAGAAUUUUUAGGCACCCAAACUUUCUGGCCUUUGCUGCUGGCUUUGUCUGGAUUCGCAGCCCUGGUGCAACUGCUGCUCUUGCCGUUCUUCCCAGAAUCCCCCCCAUAUCUGUUGAUUCAAAAGGAUGACAAAGAAGGCUGCUUACAAGCUAUGAAAGACCUGUGGGGUGAAGGACAUCACCAAGCUGAGAUGGAUGACAUGAUGAAGCAGAAGGCAGCCAUGAAAAAUUCAAAGAUCUUAAGCAUCCCAGAAGUGUUGAAAGAUAAAUCUCUACGGCCAUCCUUAUGCAUUGUCUUUCUGCUGACGUUGAGUAUGCAGUGGUGUGGCCUGAGUGCAAUCUAUUUCUAUGCCUUUGAAGUCUUCCGCACAGCCAAGCUGGAUGACAUUCUUAUACCCUAUGUUGCACUAGGAGUUGGCACCUGUGAAUUUAUCUCUGUGAUCUUUUGUAGCUCUAUGAUUGACCACAUUGGCCGAAGGAUUCUGCUGUGGGGAGGCUAUGCAAUGAUGGCUUUGACGCUGGCCCUUCUCGUAAUUACCCUCUCUCUUCAGGAUCAGUUCUCUUGGAUGUCCUACUGCAGCAUCGCCCUCAUCUUCUUGUUCGUGAUCUGUUAUGGACUUGGUCCAUGUGGUGGUGUCAUCUCUGUCAUGGUAGAAAUUUUCAGCCAGUCAGCAAGAGCAUCAGCAUUUGUCAUUGUGGGCACCACCAGCUGGAUGUGUCUCAUUGUGGUUGGAAUGGGUUUCCCAUUUGUUGUGGAACUCCUUGGUCCCUACUGCUUCCUAAUCUUUUUCACAAUGCUCAUUGGGACGGUGAUUUUCAUCUACAUCUUCCUUCCUGAGACAAAGGGGAAGUCAAUUGCAGACAUCACAGAAGAACUAGGCAGGAUACAGUUUGGAAAGAAAUUCUUACUGACAGCAUUAAGAAUGAAUUUCACAAGAGAUCCUGAUUUGUGUACCAAGUUAUGAUUUGUCACCAAAGUCAGAAACAAGUUCUCUGUUUGAAUGAAAUGGACUCUCACUGAAGAAACUUUGUCUUGGAAAGUCCAUAGGUUGCCUGAUUUUUGGUUGUCAUGCUGACAUUUCAUACCAAGGGAUUUUAUUACAAUUCAAAUUCCUCUAAGUGCACAAGGUGAACUAUGUGCAUUUAGAUGACUGCUUUCAUAUUUUUGCAAUGCAAGAGGCACUGAGUUGUAGGUGACAGAACUUCUGAUGCUUGACAGGAUGGUGUGUCAUAACUACAAUAAAGAACAGCAAUGGACUACAGAGAGACUGAACUCUUGGGGCAUGGAUAAAUAAGG